This is a messenger RNA of Hevea brasiliensis (rubber tree), 678 nucleotides long. Its product is annotated as 14 kDa proline-rich protein DC2.15-like. The transcript has a single exon. Lineage: Eukaryota; Viridiplantae; Streptophyta; Magnoliopsida; Malpighiales; Euphorbiaceae. The record is from RefSeq and is a predicted model, not a curated record. The coding region runs from base 43 to 453 and encodes 136 amino acids.
UAAAGCUCAUAUCUCAAAGACUAUCCAAGAAUUUUUGGUGACAUGGCUUCAAGAGCUCUAGCCUCUACUGCCCUUCUCCUCACCUUCAAUCUCCUCUUCUUCACUUUGGUAAGCUCUACCAAUUGCCCACCACCAAAGCCAAAAGGCCAUGCAACUCACCCAACCAACCCAUCACCAGUUCCAUCAAAAAAGGGUAGUUGCCCAAAGGACACUGUAAAGCUGGGUGUGUGUGUCGAUCUGUUGAAAGAUUUGCUAAGCGUUACAGUUGGAACCCCACCAAAGACUCCUUGCUGCAGCCUUAUCAGCGAUCUUGUUGAUCUGGAAGCCGCUGUUUGCCUGUGCACUACCAUCAAAGCUAGUGUCUUGGGCAUUAACUUAAACCUUCCUGUGAACUUGAGCUUGUUGCUCAACUAUUGUGGGAAGAAGGUUCCUGAAGGAUUCAAGUGUGCAUGAAUGCAUAUGCAUUCUGUCGCUGCGUAUUUCUAUUACUUGAAAUUUUAUCUUCUCAUGUUGUAUGUUUCAGCUUUUUGGAGUUAUUUUUCUUGGUCAUGCCAUCAUCAUUUAAGCAAUAAUUUCCUAAUGGUACCAUUUUUUGUUUGAAGGAUAGAAUUUUCUUCGACAUUGACAUUUGUUUUGUUACGCUGCUUGAUUUUGGAAUGGAUUUAGGUCAUUACGUAU